CAGAACAAUAUGAUGACAUUAAUAACGCUAUGGAUUUAGUAUUUGAAAAGUAUAAUCUAGACCUUGAACCUUUACCUAAAAUAGAAUUAAAUUCUGAUUUAGAUGAAUAUUAUCAAAAUUAUUAUAAAACAAUUAUGAAGCUACUAGAAUGGAUCAACCUACCUGCUGUCAGCCUUAAAUCACAUUAUGUUUAUAAAUAUAUAUAUCAUCCUCUUAAUAUUGUUUUUGAUGACCUGUUGCAAUACUUUCAUCUUCAUGAUCCUGAACAUCCUGCAAAAUAUAUUAUUGAACGAAAAAGUUGGCAUUAUCAGCCGCCAUUUGGAUUAUUACCUUCUGCUUUUAAUCAAUCCCGGGAAUAUUUUAAUAAUAUUAUAGAUAAAGAAGAAAACAUUAUUUCUGAAAAAAUUAUAAUUAAAGGAAAUGAAACAAUUUGUUUUCAGCCAAAUAGAAAUUCUGAACCCUACUAUGGACACUCGUUAUAUCUUUUGAUGUGUGAAGUAAAAUUACCGAAUGUAUCAAGUUGUGAUGAACAGAUACAGCUUAUAUUAUUACAGUUUAAUUCAGAGAAGCUUCGAUUCACUUGGUUGGUACGCGAAGAGAUUAUUCUUACCUCAUUUGAGAAACACGAUGUAGGAACAAUAAUUGAAAUCUAUUUAAUUGUAAAG
Racocetra persica is the source of this 665-nucleotide messenger RNA. The record is from the annotation of a GenBank genome assembly. NCBI's taxonomy places the organism in Eukaryota, Fungi, Glomeromycota, Glomeromycetes, Diversisporales, Gigasporaceae.